Messenger RNA from Xyrauchen texanus (razorback sucker), 4202 nucleotides. RefSeq names its product potassium voltage-gated channel, subfamily H (eag-related), member 5b (gene kcnh5b). Gene Ontology annotation, cellular component: membrane. Gene Ontology annotation, biological process: potassium ion transmembrane transport; regulation of membrane potential. The transcript is spliced from 11 exons. The record is from RefSeq and is a predicted model, not a curated record. Lineage: Eukaryota; Metazoa; Chordata; Actinopteri; Cypriniformes; Catostomidae. Bases 55 to 3120 code for a protein of 1021 amino acids. Gene Ontology annotation, molecular function: voltage-gated potassium channel activity.
CACGCGCAGAGAGUGCCCACCUGACGAGAGCAGCGCGACAUCCACAGCCGCACGAUGCACGGGGGGAAGAGAGGACUGGUGGCACCGCAAAACACUUUUCUGGAGAAUAUCGUGAGACGCUCGAGUGAGACAAGUUUCCUGCUGGGGAACGCUCAGAUUGUGGACUGGCCUGUAGUUUACAGUAAUGACGGCUUCUGCAAGCUGUCUGGAUACCACAGAGCAGAGGUCAUGCAGAAAAGCAGCACAUGCAGUUUUAUGUAUGGGGAGCUGACAGAAAUGAAGACCAUAGAAAAGGUGAGACAGGCCUUUGACAACUAUGAGUCAAACUGCUUUGAAGUGCUGCUGUACAGAAAGAACAGAACUCCGGUGUGGUUCUAUAUGCAGAUUGCACCAAUCCGAAAUGAAAAUGACAAAGUAGUUCUGUUCCUGUGUACAUUUAAGGACAUUACCAUCUUCAAACAGCCUAUUGAAGAUGAAAGCACCAGGGGUUGGACCAAAUUUGCACGUUUGACUCGAGCUUUGACCAACAGCAAAAGCACCAUUCAGCAGCUUACGCCCGUAAGCAGAACCGAUGUCACCUCGCACAAACCCUCCAGACUUGCAGAGGUGCUUCAGCUCGGCUCUGAUAUACUUCCUCAAUAUAAGCAGGAAGCCCCUAAGACACCCCCUCACAUCAUCUUGCACUACUGCACCUUUAAGACCACUUGGGAUUGGGUGAUCCUCAUUCUGACCUUCUACACAGCCAUCAUGGUUCCUUACAAUGUCUCAUUUAAGACCAAGCAGAAUAACGUCACCUGGCUAGUUCUGGACAGCGUGGUGGACGUCAUCUUCCUGGUGGACAUCGUCCUCAACUUCCACACCACUUUUGUUGGUCCGGGAGGAGAGGUGAUCUCUGACCCCAAGCUGAUCAGGAUGAACUACUUGAAGACCUGGUUCGUUAUAGACCUGCUGUCCUGUCUGCCCUAUGACAUCAUCAAUGCUUUUGAAAAUGUGGAUGAGGGCAUCAGCAGCUUGUUCAGUUCUCUGAAGGUAGUUCGACUGCUACGCUUGGGUCGUGUUGCACGUAAACUGGACCACUAUCUAGAGUACGGUGCAGCUGUGCUCGUAUUAUUGGUUUGUGUGUUUGGACUGGUGGCCCACUGGCUUGCCUGUAUAUGGUACAGCAUUGGUGAUUAUGAGGUCAUCGAUGAACAUACAAAUACUAUCAAGACCGACAGCUGGCUCUACCAAUUAGCCACCAGCAUUGGAUCCCCUUACCGGUACAAUGCCAGUGGGACUGGCCAAUGGGAGGGCGGGCCUGGAAAAGACUCUCUGUACAUAACAUCACUGUAUUUCACCAUGACGAGCUUGACCACCAUUGGCUUUGGAAACAUUGCACCAACUACAGAUGGAGAGAAGAUCUUCUCUGUGGCCAUGAUGAUGGUUGGAUCUCUCCUUUAUGCCACCAUCUUCGGUAAUGUGACAACCAUUUUCCAGCAGAUGUAUGCAAACACCAACCGUUACCACGAAAUGCUGAAUAACGUACGAGAUUUCCUCAAGCUCUACCAGGUGCCCAAAGGGCUCAGCGAGAGAGUGAUGGACUACAUUGUCUCUACCUGGUCCAUGUCUAAAGGCAUUGACACAGAGAAGGUGCUCUCCAUCUGUCCUAAGGACAUGCGGGCAGAUAUCUGUGUGCACCUGAACAGGAAAGUGUUCAACGAGCAUCCUGCUUUUCGAUUGGCCAGUGACGGAUGUCUGCGCUCAUUGGCCGUGGAGUUCCAGACGAUACACUCUGCCCCUGGUGACCUCAUCUUCCAUUCAGGAGAAAGUGUGGACCUGCUGUGCUUCGUGGUGUCGGGGUCACUGGAGGUCAUACAGGAUGAUGAGGUCAUCGCUAUACUAGGUAAAGGGGACGUGUUUGGUGAUGUGUUUUGGAAGGAGACGACUCUGGCCCACUCUUGCGCGAAUGUUCGGGCGUUAACAUACUGUGAUCUUCACAUCAUAAAGAGGGAAGCCCUUCUGAAGGUGCUGGACUUCUACACUGCAUUUGCCAACUCCUUCUCCCGAAACCUUAUUCUCACCUGCAACCUGCGCAAAAGGUUUAUAUUCCGUAAGAUCAGUGAUGUGAAGAAAGAAGAGGAAGAGAGGCAGCGCUCCAAGAACGAGGUUCCCCUCACCAUUCCUGUGGACCACCCAGUCCGAAAACUUUUCCAGAAGUUUAAACAACAGAAAGAGCUCCGUAACCAGGGGGCUUCAGCCCAGCUCGACCUGGAGAACAAUCAGCAGCAUUUGCAUACUCAGUCGCAUGUACAUGCCGGCCAGAAGUCCACAUGUUCAACGCUGCAGAAACCUCAGAGUACCCUCAUGCAGAACUCUCCGCAUGCUGUUCAGAACGGGUCCACCAGCAGUGUGGUCACUAUCUCCCAGAUCACACCCAUCCAGAACUGUCUGGCCUACCCUAAACCGGGUGACCCCAUCAAGCAGAACAAUCGGGACAUCAUGGAACUCAAACCUGCUUGUGGUGACCAAGUUGCAAAUCAAUUUAAAGUCAAUAAUACAACAAGGGCCAAACCGGCAGGAACUACUUGUCGUUGGAUGAGAUUAAAAAACAACAUGGGUACCCUGAGUUCUCCUCCAGAGGAGAAGAAGGAGGGAUUAAACAAUGCUGCCAAAGCUGUGUCAGUGGAGCGUCUUUCUCCAGACAUCCAAGUCCAGAUAGAAAGUGUUGAGGAGGUUGAGGGAUCCCGAAAAAAUUAUCUCCGCAAAACAGACUCUUGGGAUAGUGGCUUGAGCGACCAGAGACUAGAUCGGGUUUCGGAACCACAGAGCCCCGUACCUGGAAUUGGUGUAGUAGAAGGACCAGCCUGUGAUUUGUUCCCCAGUAGCAACAUCUCAUUCCAGGCCUCACUGCAGGAGGCAAGGCUGGAUCUACGAGCAGAGAUCCAGGCUCUAAACGGGAGGAUGGCAACUUUAGAAGAACGGGUUGGAGAGAUCCUCAGGCUGCUGGUAGAGAGAUCAAAGGCCCAAUCUAGCCAAGACCCUUCUCCCAAAAAACACGGAUCCAAACUCAAAGCACAGGACAGCCUCCCAGGGUCAACACUCAGUACACCGGACUCUGAAAAGGAUGAGGGUUCACCAUAGGAGAGAGAAGACUGAAUUGUAAGCAGUCAGGAUGAAGCAUUUGUACCAUCACUGGGUUGUUUUGGAGUGUCCAAAUUUGGAGCAUCCAUUGAACACCUAAACCCCCAGUUGAAGCUUAUAGUGGAACCUCAACAUGGGAGCUUGUGUUGGUUUCUGGGGCAAAAUGGCUUCACGGUUUGGAGGCUAAAGCUUAGAACUUAACAUCUCUAACUGGAAUUGGUUUCUGUGGCUAAAUAGGUGCCAAGAACUCAGAGUACAGUGGCAUCUCCUGCUACACACAAAUUUUGAGCAGUUUUUAGUUUUAGUGCUCUAGUGUCGAAAUCGGCACAUUUCAACCUUUUGCACACAUACGGGAACUAUGGACAUUUUCAAAAAAAAAAUAUUUUUUUUUUGUAUAUUCUGCCUGUCCAGCUGGGUUCUGGCUUGCCAAAAAAUUUUAAAUCCAGAUGAUGUCUGUAAUAUUGACUUGAUAUAUAAAUGCUUGUAUAUUAUGCAGUUCACUGCAUGCAGAUCUAUUUAUUCUCACAGAAUGUUUUUUAUUGUUAACGUGUAAAUGUAAGAGAUUGUUGAUUGCCUUGAUAAUGGAAAUUUCAUAUUAAUAUACAUUCAGGUUUUUGACCAAAUGUAGCAUGACAAAUCACUGAGAAAGAAUGUGUUGUGAUAAUUACAUAUGCAUGAUUGAUAACACAGUACGCAAGAACUUGCCUUAAUAGACCUAAACUUUGCUCUUAAGAUAAAACCAAAAGAAGGAAAACUGCACUCAUCAGCAAUGUGAUAUUAUUUAAGAAUAAAAGACAGGGAUUUAUUUAAUUAUUCUAUUAGUCAGUCCUGCAAACAGAAUUUUUCAGAUACAGUAACAUCACAAAAUCUUUUUAGUUUUUCAUUGUUUGCUAAAUAUUGUAUAGAAGAUUUAUAGACAAACAGAUACAAAUUUUUAUAAGAAAAUUAUAAAAUAUUGGCUCUGUUCAUUAUUAAUUGUAACCUGAUUUACCACUGUACUUAUGGACUCCACACACAUCAGGCCAUAAAGGCCAUAGCAUGUACUUGUACAUGUACAUCACAGAACAAACUACAAAGUAAUA